CCACCCCCCAACCUCACGCGUUCUCGCCUUCCUGCAGCCUGCCGCGUACGGUCUACAGCAAACUCUGCCCGCUCUGAAUCUCAGCUACUCGGCUCCCAUCCCACAUCUACCUCUAUGUGAAAAUGAGCUUCUCUCAACUGCCGGCAGAACUCCAGAUUCAAAUAUUCAGCUAUCUUCGAGUGCCGGACCUCAAAUCAGCACGGGGAGUCUGUCGGAGGUUCCGCGAUCAUGCAUCAGUAUCGUUGUUUCGGAGUAUUGUAGCUUGUGCUCGGUAUCAAGCUAUGGGUGCUUUCCAGAAGGUCGCGUUGCACUCCGUCUAUCCGACCUAUGUGAAGGAGAUCAUAUUCGACGGCUCGAUGUACGACGGUGGGCUUGCGAACAAUGAGUAUGCGUACCAGCAGCGUGCGGACGAUUUUGAAGACCUUCGCGGCGUGGUGAGUUGGGCAAGGCGUUCUAGGUUUAAGCGAUAUCAGGAGCUAUACAAGGAACAAGAAGACAUCAAGAACGGGCAUGUUCUUCUGCAGACCAUAGCCCGAGCACUGGAGUGGAUGCCGAACGUAUUCUCCAUCGUCUAUUCGCCAGGACCUCACCACAUUCCGGGCGAAGCUAAACUAAUGAAGGAGACAAUCCCACGAGGCGUAAUCGCCACACAUUCGAGCUUCCUCACCCCACGCCGUGGAAAGCUACAGGAUGGCAUUCAUCAUGUCAUUGGGGCAGUGUACAUUGCUCAAUACACUGGCAUCCGCGAAUUCAAGGUUGAGCCAGCCCGCCACAACCCGUCAAAACCAGGGACAGAGUUCACUCUCUGCGCCUUCGACUUUGAAGAGCCAGGUCACUUGGAAGCCGGCAAAUACUUCUUCCGCCACUUGCACAAGCUGGAGCUGAGCCUAUCACUUUUGUCGCCUCUAGGUAGAGGUGCUGCCCCCGUAGGCCGGGAAGCGCUGGACUGUCUCGCGAAUAUGGCAGCUUUACUCCUUGAAGCCAAGGAUCUGCGAGACCUGAAGCUCCAUCUUGCACAUUACGAUGUUAGCCCGCAGCGAAUGUACGGUCACAUUAUCCCGCACGGCCAGCCGAUAUACCCUUUCCUGGGCCUAGGAGCGAAGUGGCCGAACCUACGCUCUCUCAGUCUGGAGGGUAUCUAUGCGGAAGAGGAAGACCUGAAGGAUCUAAUUUCGCGGCACAAGGAGACUCUUGUCUCCCUACAGUUCAGUUUUUGCAGCCUAUUUUCAGGAAAAUGGUCAAACAUUGUCGACGACGUCGUCUACACCACGAACAUUCUGCCAUUUGUCCUGGGUCGCGUCCACGAGACCACCAUCCGCGAUGUGCCCUUCUCCAAUAUACCAGACGAUGAGGCUGAGCGUUGGCAGUACGAAGGUCAGGUCCAGGUGAAUGCGGAGGGCGAGCGAUACUUUGAUGAACCUCCGGACAAAUCGGUUUAUGCAUGGCGUAAUCAAGGUCAAGUUGAGGCCUGAUUUGGCGCGUCGUUCGAUCCCCGUAGUUUCUGUGCGGUUACUAUCGCAUAGUUGACAGUUCAGAGCACUCUCGGAGGCUCUUCACGAAAGGGCGACUCAGCCUGGCUCAGCUGGCGUUUGGCUCGUAAGGAGGAUACAGAUAGGACGGCGAAGACGUGAUCUUGGGAACUUUGGCAUGAACUCAUCAAUGGACUCUCCAUCAUAGCAACUAGGGUGCAUAUCUCGGUGAGUGCGAAGCCAUCCAUUUCCGAUCUAUUUUUAUACGCUCCCAAUCGGGCGCCUCCGCAUUUUAGACAUCUUACGGACCCACGUCAGCCUUGCCGAAUCGUACACCGAUCCUGCAGCCCUACGGCGGAUCGCUACGGCGGAUCCACUUCGCUUCUAAUUCUACACCUUGGCCAACGCCUAUCAUGACU
Messenger RNA from Trematosphaeria pertusa, 1888 nucleotides. RefSeq lists its product as uncharacterized. The record is from RefSeq and is a predicted model, not a curated record. Gene Ontology annotation, molecular function: protein binding. Bases 123 to 1472 code for a protein of 449 amino acids. The transcript is spliced from 3 exons. NCBI's taxonomy places the organism in Eukaryota, Fungi, Ascomycota, Dothideomycetes, Pleosporales, Trematosphaeriaceae.